Messenger RNA from Cynoglossus semilaevis (tongue sole), 6364 nucleotides. RefSeq names its product calmodulin binding transcription activator 1b (gene camta1b). Gene Ontology annotation, biological process: regulation of transcription by RNA polymerase II. The transcript has 25 exons. Gene Ontology annotation, cellular component: nucleus. NCBI's taxonomy places the organism in Eukaryota, Metazoa, Chordata, Actinopteri, Pleuronectiformes, Cynoglossidae. The coding region runs from base 1495 to 6258 and encodes 1587 amino acids. Gene Ontology annotation, molecular function: protein binding; double-stranded DNA binding; transcription coregulator activity. The record is from RefSeq and is a predicted model, not a curated record.
UCACGGGGGCACUGGAGGAGAGCAGGCUUUAAAAAUGUCUGCCGUGGUUCUCAGUCAUCCUGGUCAUUUAAAUGGUUCGUCUAGACUGGCUUGGUCUGUAGAAGACAUUACACCUCUCAUCCAAGAGGCUUCACAGUUCUAAGUGAAUGCUGGGUAAUCUCGCUAUCUCGUAGCAUCUGAGUUACUUACCCUUAAGCAAGUAUAUAAAACAUCAACAUCAUGGUGUACAUUAUAACAAUAGCAUAACGAAACAAGAAACGUAAAAAACAAACAAAAUAAAUGUAUAAAGUACAGAAUUAUAUAAUGUAGUAUACACAAAAAUUAUUUAAGUAAAUCUAAAGUCAAAUUACGGAUGUAUGAGGAGUAAAGGGCAUAAUACGCGGUGAAAAAAUAGUUGCAAGAAUAACAAACACAGAACAAUGGUCAGUCAGAAGUAUUUAGGGAUAAAACUUUAAUAGUAAAGUGUUCUUUGUUUUACUUUGAUAACCUAGGUAUUCCCGGGGUUGACGUCUCACAUCCCGUCAUGCAUCACUCGAAUUCAAUGAGCGUUGACGGCCACCUGCAACUGCCAACAGGUGAAGUUGAACAAACGAAGAAACAAACAAAUAUGGCAGAUAGUCGUUGUAUCCAGGCAUGGCAGAACACUCAAAGACGAGCGAAGGGAUGGGAAUUUUACAGGAACCCUAGAGACUGCGAAAGACGACAAAGUGGAUAAGUGCAAUUAAACAAGCCAUGAGCAAUCAGGGAAAAACGGAGCAGUGGGACCUUACAUGCGACGACUUCCGCUUACACAGCGAUCUCAUUAUAUCAGUGCCAAACCAGCCUGUUCUGAAACAGGACCGAGAGGAAGACAACAGAAGAGACGGAGUCAAGCAAUUACUGAAGACAAUAACACGGUCUGAGUUGGAAGAGUGAACCGGAGAGCACAGCUGUGUCAGAGUUUGUCAAAGGAGCCUAAAGAAAGAGAACAUAAAAACACUUGUCAGAUAAUAAAAGGCGACAUAACAUUCAGCAAAGUCAAGGGUUGGGGGCGCAGAGGAUGGUGAGCAUCACUGUGAUGCUGAUGAUGAUGAUGAUGAUGAGGCUGUCAAGGUGUCCUCAAAUACAGACGUCGUCGUGUGACGUGGGUAGAGAGAGAGAGCGAAAAAGAGAAGAGGGAAGUAUGCGCGUGAACGUGGCGAAGAUUAGAGCGGGGUGGAUGAGAGGAGGUUUUGAGAGAAUUCCACGAGUCGCCAUCACGGAUCCCCGCUGUCAGUCCUCUACGCUUGGACCAAUCGUGUCGCAGGAGCUGGCAGGCUCGUCCACCCCGGGCCCCAUCCUCUUUGCCCCGCCCCCCUCCUUGAGCUGUCCUCUCUGUGCACGCGCCUGCCAGGCUCGCCCCUCUCCCCUCACCACCACCAUCAGCACCACCUCCACCACCACCACUAGGUCGAGUCGAGGAGGAGGAGGAGGAGGAAGAGGAGGAGGAGGGAUGAGGCGCACGGUGGAGGGGAAAUGGCUGCCGAAGACAAGCCGGAAGGACUGAAGAAGAUAAGAAAUCCAGAACGAACUGUCAGGAUUGCCGUUGGCUACACAGGACACACCCCUCCCAAGAGUGACGACGCUGACGCCAACAAUGAGCCGGGCCAAUUGAAAAUCUACCUUCCUAAGAAGUUGCUGGAGUGUCUACCCAAAUGUUCCUCUCUGCCCAAGGAGCGCCAUCGCUGGAACACCAACGAGGAGAUUGCUGCAUAUCUCAUCACUUUUGAGAAACAUGAUGAGUGGCUGACAACAUCGCCAAAAACCAGGCCUCAAAAUGGCUCUAUGAUUCUGUACAACCGCAAGAAGGUGAAAUACAGGAAAGAUGGAUACUGCUGGAAGAAGAGGAAAGACGGGAAGACCACCCGAGAGGAUCAUAUGAAGCUCAAAGUGCAGGGAGUCGAGUGUCUGUAUGGCUGCUACGUCCACUCCUCCAUCAUCCCCACCUUCCAUCGUAGAUGCUAUUGGCUGCUGCAGAACCCGGACAUUGUGCUGGUGCACUACCUGAACGUGCCAGCGGUUGAUGAUAGUGGGAAGCCAUGUGGUCCUGUCCUCUGCUCCAUCAACACAGACAGGAAGGAGUGGGCCAAGUGGAGCAAAGAGGAGCUCAUCGGGCAACUCAAACCCAUGUGUGCUGGAAGCAGCCUGCAUCAAAAAUGUUCCAGUGUCAAGCAGCGCAUCAUCUCAUCCAAGCAGGAGUCAGGGACAGCAGGAGGUGCACCUGCAGUGGGUACUGGGAUAGCAGCAGGCCAGAGGCAUGAGGAGGCAGAUGGCACAGAGGUCCAGAACAGUGAUGUGUCAGAGGGUCAGACAGAUCCCAGUCCUGGAGGAGGCAGGAGCAGAGUGGGCGGAGGAGAGAGGAGGAACGGCAGAAUCACCAAACCCUCGCUGCUCCCACAGAGCAGCAUGGAGGUGUCGUCCUCUACUUCUAACAACCAGGUGGAGGUGCCUGACACCACCCAGAGCUCUCCCCUGUCAAUCACCAGUGACAUGGCUGACAGCCCAGCUCUCUCCAUCGGAGCUGGCCUGUCACAGAGCACAGCUGUCUUUAUGUCAGAGGUCACCACACUGACUGGGGAUUCCGUUUACUCUGCUGGCCACACUCACCUUCUGGCCUCAACCCACGAGGGCACCACCGCAGGCAUUUUAUUAGCUGUUGCCCCUGAAAACCAGAGGUUUGCAUCAUUUUCUGGAGGAGUUGGCUUAGGGGAGGGGGGAGAGUUGGUUCUGUCCAGCUCUCUGGACACUGGAGGAGCAGUCAGCCUCCCUGAAACCACCAUGACCUUUGAUCCAGAUUGCUUCCUCAACAACCCCAAGCAGGGGCAGACGUACGGAGGGGGCGGAGGGAAGACCGAAGGGUGUAACGGUGAUGACGGAGGACUCCACUGUUCUUCUAACGGCUUUGUCUACAACCCAGCCCUCGUCAACAACAUCAAGACAGAGGCGCCCCUGGAGCAGCCACUGACCAACCAGAACAGCUAUGUGGGAGAGGGAACGGGCCUCAGCCCCAGCACCACCCUGGAGCAAAUGGACUUCAGUGCUGUCAUGUCAUCUGCCUGUGUGCCGAGUCUGAGCCAGACCACACACCACCCCUCCACGAGCCUCUUCCUCCAGGCAUCACCGCAGGCAGGCCAGCCCUCCCAGCUGCAGACCAAUGGCACUGAGGGAACACAGGACUCAGCGGAGGGCCAGACGUACAUUGGUCUGCCCUCUGUGCCCACGGACUCCACAGUCACCAACGGAGAUCCACAUACACAACUCCACCAAGCCAACCCAGACCAACAGGCUCUUUGUGGACGCAGUGGGCAGGGGCCAGCAGUGGGGUCUUUUCCUCUGUCCACACCGGACACCACCAUUGACCAGUCAGGCAGCAGUGGACAUCGAGAGGUGGGGGUCUUGGAGAAAGCUGAGAACGGAGGGGAUUUACUGCUCAAGGCGGCGGAUCCUCAUGACGCCUAUGCAAGUGUGGACACCGAGCACUAUCUGCAAACUACAGACGAAAGUAGGGGAGGGGAGGAGGGUGCUGGAGGGGCAGGAGGUGGUGGAGGGGGAGGAGAACAUGAAAUUCUCUGUAAUGGUGUGUCUUUACCAGGGGCCGGGGGCUCCUCGGUGGUUGCCAGUCCGCAGUCAAUAGCUGGUGGCACAAGCAUGGAGGGGGCGCUCUACACCUCUCCUCUACCUCAGCAAGGUGGCGGCGUGUCAGCUGCAGCCGCUGGGGCAGGAUCGGCCAUCAGCCUGGAGGGUUUCGAGGCUUCUUUUGGAAGCCAGUUCUCUGAUCUCAUCAACGAUUUCAUCUCGGUUGAGGGUUCUGGAGGUGGGGUGGCAGCGGCCGUGACGGGGGUUCUGAUGCCCCAAGAGGGCACACCAGGGGACGAGCAGGGAGCAGGAGCGGGUCACCUGCCGGGAUCAGAGGUGGAGCAGGGAGCUCUGGGACUCCUUCAGGAGACUGGGAGGCUGUUUGGUGUGACAGACUACUCUCCAGAGUGGUCUUAUCCCGAGGGUGGAGUUAAAGUCCUGAUCACAGGUCCAUGGUUGGAGUCCAGCAGCGAGUACAGCUGUCUCUUUGACCACAUCAGUGUCCCUGCUGCCCUCAUUCAGCCUGGGGUGCUGCGUUGCUACUGCCCAGCCCAUGACACUGGACUGGUGAUGCUACAGGUGGCCAUGGGUGGUGAAAUUAUCUCUUCCUCUGUGGUGUUUGAAUAUAAAGCGCGUGACCUUCCUGCCCUCCCGUCUUCUCAGCAUGACUGGCUGUCCCUGGAUGACACACAGUUCAGAAUGUCCAUCUUGGAGCGUCUAGAGCAAAUGGAACAGAGGAUGGCUGAGAUUUCCAAUCAGAACCCUGGCUCAGAAACCAUGGCAACCCAGGGUGGAGGAGUGGAGAGUGGAGGAGGAGGAGGAGGAGGGGCCACUGAUCAGCAGUCUCAAAUUUCUCCUGACCAGGGUUCAUUCGAGGGCCGUGUGGUGGUGGUGUGUGAGAAGAUAAUGUCUCAGCCAUGCUGGGCUUCCUCUAAUCAGCUUGUGCACAGUAAGAACUCCAGAGGUAUGACCUUACUACAUCUGGCUGCAGCUCAGGGCUACGCGGGGCUCAUUCAGACACUCAUUCGCUGGCGCACAAAGCAUGCUGACUCCAUUGACCUGGAGCUGGAAGUGGACCCUCUAAAUGUAGACCACUUCUCCUGCACUCCACUGAUGUGGGCUUGUGCUCUGGGCCACACCGAGGCAGCACUGGUGCUCUAUCAGUGGGAUCCCAGAGCUCUAUCUAUUCCUGAUUCUUUAGGACGCUUGCCGCUCAACAUUGCUCGGUCAAGAGGCCACACUCGAUUGGCUGACCUCUUAGAGCAGAUGCAACAGACUCCUCAAGCUCAGGGCCAGCCUGCAGACACUUGGAUGGACAGGUGGAGGGGGGAGUCACGGAUGAGCGGAAUAAGCAACAGCCCCUCCCCAACCCGUAACUCAGAGUUGAGAAGAGAUAGGACUGAAAACCAGCCAGACAACCAAAGCCAGGGCUGGAACCAAACAGGACUGAGAGCCUCACAGGGCAACCAGGGAGAACAAGGCGGUCCACCCCCAGCCAAGCGACUCAAAUCCAGCCCUGAUUCCCAGCAACAGCUAGCUAACUCAAUACCCAAAACAAAGAUCCUCAACUCCCUCCUCAACACACCCUCAAGUCCAAACUCUCACUGUUCUGUUCUGUCCAGCACCUACACCCUUCAAACUCAACCCUCAAACCUCAGCUGUCAGAACACACCUCCUGCCAGCAUGGGCCCAAACCGACCUCAGCUCCCCAACUCCCCAUUCUCCCACCUGCAGGCCAGGAUCGGGGAGUCUGGAGAAGGCAACAGGUGGAGUCUGAGACAGACCCUUGGGCAAUGUAGUCUGGCCAGGAGGGUUUUAGGAAAAGAACGGCUGGCCAGUCACCUGCGCCAAAGAGUGCUGUCAGACAGGGGAGAGGAGACAGAGCUGCUGACCUAUCAGGAUAACAGUGAAGACUUGCAGAUGGAUAUUUCAAUGUUAGCUGAUCACAUCGUGGAGACUUCAGCUGUGAGGCUCAAACAGGAGGUCGUGGAGCCUGAAACGGAGAGUGAGAAGGCGUGGAUGAACAGCAAUGUCAGGUUACUCUCUGGUUACCUCACCGAGGUCGAAAGGUUUCUGAGCUGCAAGUCCCAGACUCCCAGCCCCAGACCAAACUCUCUCUCAGGGCCUGAGGAUCAGCAGAGUCCUCAGGCUAAGCAAGCCCCAUCCUCCCCCUUCGACUGGAGCUCCUUCCCCUGUGCAGCUACAAAAGAGGACAGGUUGAAGAGUGACUCGUCUUGUCUAGCCAUGACUGAAGGAGAGCAGGCAGAGCUGUAUGAGAUCAUCAGGCAUGCUCUGCACUCCCUCAGAAGACAUAAGGGUCCCAUUCAGGAACAACGCAAAGAGAUCGCAGCUGUAAUUCAACGCUGCUAUAAGAGAUAUAAACAGUAUGCACUUUAUAAGAGGAUGACCCUGGCAGCCAUCCUGAUUCAGAGUCGUUUCCGGAGUUUCCAUGAGCAGAGGAAGUUCCAACAGAGUCGUAGGGCAGCCGUCCUCAUCCAGCAAUACUACCGCUCUUACAGACACUCCCUCAGCCUCCUAACUAAAAAACAGAACCAGGCUGCUCGCAAGAUCCUGAGAUUCCUGCUCCGGUGCCGCCACAGCCCCUUGAUGGACCAUAGGCCUCUAAAACGGGGCCAGAGAGCAGAGAAAGGCCAGGGGUCCUGAGAGCCCGUCACCAGGCCCCACACACAGCUCCCUCAGCCUGUGAGCAAUCUAUUUAUCCUCCCUGCCCUCCAUCCCUUCCUCUUGUUUUUAUUUCUCCCCUCUUCCA